ACCAUCUGCGAGCAAUUGUGGCGUCAACUCUUUCGCCUACUCUCUUCUUCAAACUCUUUGGGAAAUUCUCUCUCGGCAAAGAAACACAUUCAUUUGAUUUCCUCAUCCGUCCCCGAGUCUUUGAAGAAAUUACGCUCGAGAGUCCCACAAGAUUUUAUCGGUGGAAAUGCCAGAGAAAAUUAACGCGUUAGGCUCGCCACGGACAGUGUCAUCGAUCGGUGUAUUCUCUCGGAGGAAGAUCCAGGAACUAAUCUGAGAAUUUGGGUUUGAUUUGCUGCAAAAUAAUAAGAUGGCUAGCAAUGCUACAGUAGCAAGCUCAUGUCCAGCACCCAUGAAAGCAACGUCUAAUGGAGUGUUCCAGGGGGAUAAUCCUCUUCAUUAUGCACUCCCUCUUGCCAUCGUGCAGAUAUGUCUUGUGGUUGCACUCACACGUAUUCUCGCUGUUCUUUUAAGGCCACUCAGACAGCCUCGAGUGAUUGCAGAGAUCGUUGGUGGAAUAUUACUUGGCCCCUCAGCUCUAGGUCGCAACAAGGACUAUCUACAUGCAAUUUUUCCAUCUAGAAGCCUCACUGUGCUGGAUACUUUGGCCAAUCUGGGUCUCCUCUUCUUUUUAUUCCUCGUUGGCCUAGAGUUAGACCCACGGUCCCUCCGCCGAACUGGAAAGAAAGCUUUAAGCAUUGCUGUUGCAGGAAUUAGUCUUCCCUUUGUAUUAGGAAUUGGAACAUCUUUUGUCCUCCGUGGAACUAUUUCCAAAGGUGUAGAUGGACCCCCCUUUCUUGUAUUCAUGGGGGUUGCCCUUUCUAUUACUGCCUUUCCUGUCUUGGCCCGUAUUUUGGCCGAACUCAAGCUAUUGACCACUGAUGUUGGCCGAAUGGCCAUGUCUGCGGCAGCAGUCAAUGAUGUGGCUGCAUGGAUUCUACUUGCUCUCGCCAUUGCCCUCUCUGGCAAUGACCACUCCCCCUUGGUUUCAUUAUGGGUUUUCUUGUGUGGGUCUGGUUUUGUUCUCUGUUGUGUCUUCAUUGUGCCACCUGUCUUUAAAUGGAUGGUGCAGCGUUGCCCUGAGGGUGAGCCUGUGGAAGAGUUGUAUGUAUGUGCUACUCUAGCUGCAGUUUUGGCAGCCGGGUUUGCCACUGAUGCCAUUGGAAUUCAUGCUCUCUUUGGUGCAUUUGUGCUUGGAGUUCUUGUCCCAAAGGAAGGGCCAUUUGCUGGAGCUCUUGUGGAAAAACUUGAGGAUCUUGUAACUAGUCUUUUGCUUCCAUUGUACUUCGUUUCAAGCGGAUUGAAAACCAAUAUAGCCACAAUUCAAGGGGCCCAGUCAUGGGGUCUCCUUGUUUUAGUCAUUUGUACAGCCUGUAUCGGGAAGAUUGUUGGUACAGUGGUAGUCUCCCUCCUUUGCAGAAUGCCUAUCGAGGAGGCUUUGGCGAUGGGGUUCCUAAUGAAUACUAAAGGUCUGGUGGAGCUCAUCGUCCUCAACAUUGGGAAAGACAGAAAGGUAUUGAAUGAUCAAACAUUUGCCAUCAUGGUUCUGAUGGCUAUCUUCACAACCUUUAUUACAACACCUUUAGUUAUGUCAGUAUACAAACCAGCUAAAAGAUUGAGUAAAGCUAACUACAAGUACAGAACAAUUGAGAGGAAGGACCCCAAUACUCAACUUCGAGUUUUGGCCUGUUUCCACACUACAAGAAACAUCCCCACAAUGAUUAAUCUCAUUGAGGCUACACGUGGGACUGCAAAGAAGGAGGGACUUUGCAUCUAUGCGUUGCACCUCAUGGAGCUAACUGAAAGGCCAUCUGCAAUUUUGAUGGUCCACAAGGCAAGAAAGAAUGGGCUACCGUUUUGGAAUAAGGGGCGCGGAUCAGAAAGCGAUCGAGUUGUUGUUGCUUUUGAGGCCUUCCAACAGCUAAGCCAUGUUUCCAUUCGCCCAAUGACAGCAAUUUCACCUAUGGCUAACAUGCACGAGGACAUAUGCACAAGUGCAGUGAGGAAAAGGGCAGCAAUGAUAAUUCUACCCUUUCACAAGAACCAGAGUUUUAAUGGAGCACUAGAGAACACUCGAACUGAAUUCCGUUCUGUAAACAGAAGGGUUCUUGAGCAUGCACCAUGCUCUGUGGGGAUCUUGGUGGACCGUGGGCUUGGUGGAAGCAUUCAUAUUUCUGCAAGUAACGUUUCUUCAACCUUAACUGUCUUAUUCUUUGGAGGCAUUGACGAUCGUGAAGCACUUGCUUAUGGUGCUCGAAUGGCGGAGCAUCCUGGUAAUACUCUGACAGUUGUUCACUUCAGACCAAGCCCUGAGCUUGCAGAGGAGGUUACUGCAGUUAAUAUCAGUGACGACUCCAACAGUUUAUUAGGAUCAGGUGAUGAAAAACUUAUUUCCGAAUUCAAGCAGAAGAUUUUGAGUGACACCUCAAUCAAAUUUGAAGAGAGGAUCAUUAGAAAUGCUGCAGAAACAAUUGAUGCUAUUCAAGAAUUUAGUCGAUGCAAUCUGUUUUUGGUUGGUCGAAUGCCUGAGGGUGAAGUAGCAGCAAGUUUGAAUGUGAAGUGUGACUGCGCAGAACUGGGGCCGGCAGGCAGCUUGUUGACUUCUCCGGAUUUCUCAACAUCGGCAUCAGUCUUGGUGGUGCAGCAGUAUCAUAGCCUGAGAGUUCCAAAUUCAGUUUCUUCAAGAAGGGUAGUAGUGUUGCCUGAGGAAGUUUCCUCUGUGUUGCCCGAGGAAGAUUUAGAAUCUAAGUGAUUGGUUUUCUUGUGAAUUUCAUGUGUACAGAAAACAAAUAAUGAUGAGAAAUUCACCAGAAUUUUUCAAUCCCG
This is a messenger RNA of Juglans regia (Persian walnut), 2805 nucleotides long. Its product is annotated as cation/H(+) antiporter 18-like. The coding region runs from base 290 to 2731 and encodes 813 amino acids. The record is from RefSeq and is a predicted model, not a curated record. Gene Ontology annotation, biological process: proton transmembrane transport; regulation of pH. NCBI's taxonomy places the organism in Eukaryota, Viridiplantae, Streptophyta, Magnoliopsida, Fagales, Juglandaceae. The transcript has 4 exons. Gene Ontology annotation, molecular function: antiporter activity. Gene Ontology annotation, cellular component: membrane; endomembrane system.